Messenger RNA from Lepus europaeus (European hare), 3067 nucleotides. RefSeq names its product mitochondrial translation release factor 1 (gene MTRF1). The transcript has 10 exons. Gene Ontology annotation, molecular function: translation release factor activity. NCBI's taxonomy places the organism in Eukaryota, Metazoa, Chordata, Mammalia, Lagomorpha, Leporidae. Bases 312 to 1652 code for a protein of 446 amino acids. The record is from RefSeq and is a predicted model, not a curated record. Gene Ontology annotation, biological process: translational termination.
GUCCCUCCCACCAUCUCAACUCAUACCCUGGGCUCCCGCUCUGGAAAAUACGGCAGGUGGCAGUCUCACAAAAAUUUCUUUCUCUCCUCAUCAUUUUUCUCACUUUAGCGCAUCGCAAUGGCACACCCGCAACUACUCAGGCGAAAGGUCGGAACGGGCGAGGAGCCGGAAGCAAGUGGUAAUCCGGAAGUAGUGGAGCAGGAAGUGACAGUGACCUGGAGUGUCUCGGGCUGCAAAGUUUGGGUGCCACGAAAGGUUCCGACCUCAGUAAGGAAAGCUAACCUCCUUUCUUCUUUUUCUUAGAUGCUGAGAUGAAUCGUCACCUGUAUGUUUGGCUUUUUAGACAUCGAUAUGUUAGUGGUUUUCCCCAGUGUCACAUCCAUCUCUAUUCCCAUCAAUUUCGACAGAAACAUCUGGAUACAAAGCUGUGGGGUUUUAGACAAAACAGAAGUCACAUUCUCCAUCAUCUAUUAAAGAAAAAUUGGUCGAGGAGAUACUGUCAUAGAGACACCCGAAUACUUUCGAAACAUAAAGCACUACAGAAAUAUAUGGAGGACCUGAAUAAGGAGUACAAAACACUUGAUGAGUGCUUGCAGCGGAUCUCUGUGAAUGAUGGAGGCCGAAAGUCCUUGACCCGAAGACAUGCUGAGUUGGCACCGCUUGCAGCCAUAUACCAAGAAAUACUGGAAGCACAACAAGCAAUUGAAGAAUUAGAAUCAAUGUGUAAAAGUCUAAAUACACAAGAUGAAAAGCAGUUACAAGUGCUUGCACUGGAAGAAAGGCAAACCAUUGAUGAAAAAAUCAACAUGUUAUACUCUGAGCUUUUCCAGAAUCUAGUACCAAAGGAGAAAUAUGACAAAAAUGAUGUUAUUUUAGAGGUGAUAUCUGGAAGAACUACUGGAGGUGAUAUCUGCCAACAGUUUACCCGAGAAAUAUUUGACAUGUACCAAAACUAUUCAUGUUAUAAACACUGGAAAUUUGAACUUUUGAAUUAUACACCAGCAGAAUAUGGUGGACUACAUCAUGCCGCCGCUCGAGUUUCUGGUGACAGUGUCUAUAAGCAUUUGAAGUAUGAAGGCGGGAUUCACCGAGUGCAGCGAAUCCCUGAGGUGGGCCUGUCAUCAAGGAUGCAACGUAUUCACACAGGGACGACGUCCGUCAUCGUCCUUCCUCAGCCCGAUGAGGUAGAUGUGAAAGUGGAUCCCAAAGAUUUGCGAAUAGAUACAUUUCGGGCCAAAGGAGCAGGAGGGCAGCAUGUUAAUACAACAGACAGUGCUGUCAGACUUGUCCAUAUCCCCACAGGACUAGUAGUAGAAUGCCAACAAGAACGCUCACAGAUAAAAAAUAAGGAAAUAGCUUUGCGUGUGUUGAGAGCUAGACUCUAUCAGCAGAUUAUUGAGAAAGACAAGUGUCAACAACAAAGUGCUAGAAAACUGCAGGUGGGAACCAGAGCCCAGUCAGAGAGAAUUCGGACAUAUAAUUUCACCCAGGAUAGAGUCACUGACCACAGGAUAUCAUAUGAAGUUCGUGACAUUAAGGAAUUUUUAUGUGGUGAGAAGUGCCUGGAUCAGCUAAUUCAGAGACUCCUUCAAUCAGCAGAUGAAGAAGCCAUCAUUGAAAUUCUGGAUGAAAACCUCAAAUCAGCUAAAUAAAUGUUAAUUUAUUGCUUAUUAUAUAAUGAAAUGGGUCUGUGUCAAGAAGUACAUUAAAGCAUGGAUGUCUUAAUGAAUAUUCAAAGGAUGCAGCUAUAAAUAAACUAUACAUACAAAUAUAUAUUUUUUUUGACAGGCAGAGUUAGACAGUGAGAGAGAGAGAGACAGAGAGAAAGGUCUUCCUUUUCCGUUGGUUAACCCCCCAAGUGGCCGCUACGGCCAGUGUGUUGCGGCCGAUGCACUGCACUGACCCAAAGCCAGGAGCCAGGUGCUUCCUGCUGGUCUCCUAAGCAGGUACGGGGCUCAAGGACCUGGGCCGUCCUCCACUGCCUUCCCGGGCCACAGCAGAGAGCUGGCCUGGACAGCGCCAGGACAGAAUCCAGCGCCCCAACCAGGGCCAGAACCCAGGGUGCCAGCGCCACAGGCGGAGGAUUAACCUAGCGAACCACAACGCCAGCCCUAUAUUUUAAUGAAUCCGUUACAUGUAUUUUUUAAAGAUUUAUUUAUUUAUUUGAAAGGUAGAGUUACAGAGAGACAGAAGCAGAGAGAAAGAAUCUUUCAUUCAUGGUUUCACUCCCCAAAUGGCCACAACAGUCGGAGCUGGGCUGAUCCAAAGUCAGGAGGCAGGAGCUUCUUCCGAUCUCCCAUGCAAGUAAAGGGGCCCAAGAACUUGGGCCAUCUUCUACUGUUUUCCCAGGCCAUAGCAGAGAGCUGGAUUGGAAGUGGAGCAGCCAGGAUUUGAACUGGCGCCCAUAUGAGAUGCUGGCACUGCAGGCAGCGGCUUUACCCACUAUGCCACAGUGCCAGCCCCCAGAAUUACAUUUCUUGACCUAAAGGCUUAUUUUUAAUUUCCUGUAUAUUCAACUCCUUAAGUAGAAAACAAGCAUGCAUCUUUGAAAAGAGAAAUAUGUUGAUCAACGUAAGCUGAGGAACUGCAAAGGAACUUUAGUCGGAGUCUUAGGAACUGCAGUUUAAGAGACAACACGUUCAGAUAGCUCUGAAUGAGUGUUUUCACAGAAAGAGGCAAAGUAGAGAGUUAUAUAAAGAAGUAGUACUGAUUUAUUACAGAGCAGUACAAAUUCUUUUGUUAGAAACUCAACGUUAUGAGAGAAUAGGAGUUACAUGACCAAUUAAAUAUAAGAAAAGAAUGCUUAUACAUAGUAAACAUGUUCCUAAAAGAAGACUCUAGGGGCCGGUGCUGUGGUGUAGCGGGUAAAGCUGCCACUUUUACCCGCUCCACUUCCGAUCCAGCUCUGCUAUGGCCUGGGAAAGCAGUAGAAGAUGGACCAAGUGCUCGGGCCCCUGCACCUGCAUGGGAGACCCAGAGGAAGCUCCUUGCUCCUGGAUUCGGAUCGGUGUAGCUCUGGCCAUUGCAGCCAUCUGGGGAGUAAACCAGUGGAUGGAAGACCUCUCUC